This is a messenger RNA of Angiostrongylus costaricensis, 1011 nucleotides long. NCBI's taxonomy places the organism in Eukaryota, Metazoa, Nematoda, Chromadorea, Rhabditida, Metastrongylidae. The record is from the annotation of a GenBank genome assembly.
AUGCAUCGCUUCUUCAUCGUCACGCUCGUCUACAAUGCCAUGAUCGUCGCUGUUCUCAGUGUUCCACUAUUUUCGUUACAGUCGAAUGCACUGGCUCUGGCCGACUCAAAAUCUACUGGAAAGCCAGAAUUGGUAAAGGUAGGCGAAGUAGCUGAGUCAAUCCUUAACAGAUUGGGAUUCGGCAUUAAAGAUAACAAAAGUGUACGAAAGGCUCCACUAUCAUCUUAUUUCUUUAAUUGGCUUAAGACGGACGACCUCAAUGCGGUAAUCGCAGAGGCGAGUGCCAACCGCGUCGACUUACAAGGAAUAGCUUCUGGUCAGAUACCAGGUCUGGCUCCAAUUCCUGUUCCCGGAUAUCCUGGACCUCAAGAUGUGCCAGUAAUCCCAGGAGUGAAUACCAUCCCUGGUCUCAGUAAUUUCAAUUAUCUGGUAGGCCAACUGUUCCCGCAGAUGAUCCCACCAGCCAAUACUCUUCUGGGCUCGUCGAUUAGUCGAAUUUUACCUAAAGAAUCAACCAAAAAUCUGGCUAAAGACCUGUCCACCCUGCCGCCGAAAACGUGGAUUUUGUUUAAAGGUUAUAGCAAUGUCGGCGCUCUCACCAACAACACUUAUUCUGCCUCAUUCACAACGUUGAAGUUCUACAGAGAAGGAAAUCCUAAUGGAUCUCCAAGAUUCGCGCUUGGCUAUGGAUUUAAGUCUGGAGAAACCGGUCAAUUUGUGCUACAUAGCAGCAACUCACCCGAUGCUGAACCAUUUUGGGUAAUUAAAAAAGGGCCGCUAAACGAGUUCAAUCAGUAUGAUUAUGCCAUCAUUUCUACUUGGGUCCGAUUUCCUGUUUUUGUGAUUGCACGCGAUCCGGAACGAUUCCGAAAGGAGCAUAUGAAGAGCGUACUGCAAUUCCUUGAGGAUAACAAUUACAUCAACGUGAUGACAAAAGCAUUCAACAUGAUCUCACCGGUUGACUAUGAAGCUUGCCAAUAUACGCCGACAUUUUCUGGUGCCGGCAAAUAA